AUGAGCCUAGCCCCGCGGUCAACACGUGAACUCACCCCAGACAUUAAGAUGGAAGUCGUGUUUGCCCUCCAAGAUGCCAUCUACAAUGGCAAGCUCGCAUGCGGUUCCAUUCAAGCCACAGCUAUUCGCUGUCAAGUCGGUCGCGCCACCGUCCGCAAGAUAUGGCGCGACUUCAAGAGCAGCGUGCCGGCCCGCGAUCGCAGCACCAUGCGCGACAUGGCUUCCUCGACGGGGAUUUCCUUCGAGCGGCUGGCAUUCGGUAGAGCCCACAAGGUCGUGCCGUCCAUCAAGGAGCGAUUCCCCAGCAGAAGUAAACGAGUUGUGCUGCAGCAUGACAAUGCCACUCCUCAUGGGUCCAUCGAUGAAGACGCCUUGGCUGCUGUGUCGACGGAUGGGUGGACAUUUGUGGUCCGUCGACAGCCGCCAAAUAGUCCGGACCUUAACGUCCUGGACCUCGGCUUCUUCGCAUCGAUUCAAUCACUACAAUACAAGAUGGUGAGUCGGUCGAUGGACGAUGUGAUUGAUGCUACAUUGUCCGCCUUCGAGGUUCUCAGUAGUGAUAAGUUGAGUAGCAUCUUCCUUACCCUGCAGGCGGUGAUGCGCCUUGUAAUGGAACACCACGGCGACAACAACUUUAAGUUGCCCCACCUGAAGAAGGAUACAUUGAGACGUGCUGGAACCCUCAUGGCGAACGUCACAUGUCCUGCUUCGCUUCUCUUUCACGUGAUCUCAUUCCUCCAGCAGUCCAGUCCUUGA
Molecule: messenger RNA, 756 nt
Organism: Aphanomyces astaci
Lineage: Eukaryota; Oomycota; Saprolegniomycetes; Saprolegniales; Verrucalvaceae
Exons: 3
Coding region: 1-756 (251 amino acids)
Molecular function (GO): nucleic acid binding
Source: RefSeq, a predicted model, not a curated record